UGUCAAUGACAUUUCUUUAUCUUUCCGCACACAAUUCUCUCAUUCUUUUGUUACACGCGUCCAUAACCAAAAAUUGUAUUCACUUUCCAAACCAAAGAAAUUAUUUCCUUUUAAUAUCUUUCAUAGAAAUUAAAAUCAAAUUCAACAAUAAUAUUUCAUCAUUUUCACAAAUUCUAUUAAAUUCAACCUUAAUUUUGACCCAAAUUAAUAAAAAAAUAAUUAAUUUAAUUCCUCUAUGAACAAAAUCCUUUCAACAAGGGGGAUUCGUAGGUUAUCCCAACCCAUAACCAGAGCUUCAUCCUCCUCCUUAGACGACCAAAAACUGUUAUACCAACUUAUAUGGAAAAAUGAAAUCCUUGAUCCAAAUUCAAACAUUGUAACAAGAUGGAAUUACAUUUUCUUAUUAAUUUGUGUAAUUGCACUUUUUAUUGAUCCUUUAUAUUUUUUACUUCCAUCUGUUGGGUCAGAUCAUGCAUGUCUUACAGCAGAUCAUUGCCUUCUUACAUCUCUUACAAUAUUUCGUAGUUUUGCAGAUCUCUUCUAUAUUUUACACAUUGUCAUUAAAUUUAGAACGGCAUUCGUUUCACGGAGAUCUAGGGUUUUUGGAAGAGGUGAAUUGGUUAGGGAUCCUUAUGAGAUUGCUUGGAAGUAUAUUAAGUCUGAUUUUGUUAUUGAUUUUGCGGCUACCUUGCCUCUUCCUCAGAUAAUGAAUUGGUUCAUUAUACCAAAUAUGAAGAGAACGAUAGCAGAUCAAACAAAUUAUACUCUGUCACUCAUAGUCUUAAUUCAAUAUGUUCCUAGAUUUUUUCUUAUGUUCCCUUUGAAUAAGAGAAUCAUUAAGACUACUGGAGUUGUUGCUAAGACAGCUUGGUCUGGAGCAGCAUAUAACCUUCUCCUCUACAUGUUAGCUAGUCAUGUUUUGGGAUCAAUUUGGUAUACAGCAGCAAUUACUCGGCAGUACUCAUGUUGGAGAUCUCAAUGUAAUGAAGAGAAAAAACGAUUUCCAGCUUGCCUACCCAAGUAUUUAGAUUGUUCAACAAUAGCAGAUGUUGAUAGACAAUAUUGGUUAAAUAAUACAAACCUUGUUAUUAAUUGUGAUCCAAGAAAUGAUGAUGCUUCUUUCAAAUUUGGGAUGUUUGCUGAAGCCUUUACUAGUGGUGUUGGCUCCUCCAAAUUUGUCAGGAAAUAUCUUUAUUGUCUAUGGUUUGGCCUCAAGAAUUUAAGCUCUUAUGGACAAAAUUUGGAAACUACAACAUUUAUAGGGGAGACAGUAUUUGCAAUUUGUGUGUGUAUUGGAGGAUUAUUCUUGUUUUGCCUCUUGAUUGGGAAUAUGCAGACAUAUCUACAAUCAUUGACGAUACGCGUAGAGGAAUGGCGUAUAAAAAGAAGAGACACAGAAGAGUGGAUGAGACACCGACAAUUGCCAGUAUGUUUGCAAAAAAGAGUAGGAAGAUUCGUACAAUAUAAUUGGUUGGCUACAAGAGGUGUUAAUGAAGCUUCCAUUUUAUGUUCUUUGCCUUUGGAUCUUCGUCGUGAAGUUCAACGUCAUCUUUGCCUUAAUCUUGUUCGACGUGUACCCUUUUUCUCAAAAAUGGAUGAGCAAUUGCUAGAUGCAAUAUGUGAGCGUCUAGUGGCAACCCUAAGCACACAAGGAACCUAUAUCUUCAUAGAAGAUGAUCCAGUUGAUGAAAUGCUUUUUAUCAUAAGAGGGCAAUUAGAAAGCUCAACAACAUGUGGUGGAAGAUCAGGAUUUUUCAAUUCUAUAACCUUAAGACCUGGUGAUUUCUGUGGAGAAGAACUAUUAACAUGGGCUUUACUACCCAAUUCUAAUCUCAAUCUUCCUCCUUCAACAAGAACUGUUAAAGCUCUUACUGAAGUCGAAGCUUUCGCUCUUGGAUUUGAAGAUCUUCGGUUUUUUUCCACACAAUUUAAACGUCUCCACAGUAAGGCGUUACAAGAUGCUUUUAGGUAUAACUCACAUCAAUGGAGAAUGUGGGGUGCUUGUUAUAUUCAAUCUGCUUGGAGAAGGUUUAGGAAGAGAAAGAUGGAAAAGGAAUUGGCUUUACAAGAAACACUGUCAUUAACUUGGUGUGAGGAUGAUAAUGGAACAAGUUAUGAAGGUGGAUGUGAUAAUAAUAUUCCUCCCAAACAUGACUCUAAUAAAACACAACAUCUUGGAGCAACAUUGCUUGCUUCUGAGUUUGCUACAAAUACUAAAAAUGUACAUUCAGCUGAAUCUUCUACAAAACAUGAUUUGAAGAUGCCAAAGUUGUUUAAACCUGACACGCCUGAUUUUUCUUAAUCAUAAACAAUGUUACAUAAGUCGUUAAUCUUGUUGGGAAUCAUGAAUCGAAAAAGUAAAUUAGAAAUAUUUUGGACUAUAGUAUUUGUUGUUUAGUUGGUAGCUAUGUGUUAUAUGUACAAACAUGUUCACUAAAAAUCAU
This is a messenger RNA of Amaranthus tricolor (Joseph's coat), 2444 nucleotides long. RefSeq names its product cyclic nucleotide-gated ion channel 18. Lineage: Eukaryota; Viridiplantae; Streptophyta; Magnoliopsida; Caryophyllales; Amaranthaceae. The record is from RefSeq and is a predicted model, not a curated record. Gene Ontology annotation, cellular component: membrane. Gene Ontology annotation, molecular function: voltage-gated potassium channel activity. The coding region runs from base 236 to 2302 and encodes 688 amino acids. Gene Ontology annotation, biological process: potassium ion transport; transmembrane transport. The transcript is spliced from 6 exons.